AUGCAUCGUGCGACGAUGAUGACGGCCCAGAGUGCAGGGUGUAUUCAGGAGAUAGGAGAAGCAACAGAUUCUGUUUUAAAUGAAAUGAAUUUGCGUUCGUUUCUGCUGCGGUUGCCGCUGCCGGCCAAAGAUGCAGCAGCAACUGUCGAGGGUAUAUGCGAGAAACUCAUGAAAAACAGAUCAGCAUCACACACCAAGUGGAACCCAGUCGAUGCAAAUACAGAGCAACCAGACCUGCAGCGUACACAGCAGCAAGUCAACAGUAUACGCACCAUGCUAGACAGCAACGCCGCCGUUGGUUUCGUUCUCGUUAUAGUUGAAAACCCCCAGCAAGAACAAAAUAAACCAAACCAACAAAUUCAAUACUGCCCAGUUGCUGGAGCUGUUCUAGAAGUACUCGACUCCUAUGAACGCUCUGUGCGAGCCAUCUGGUGUCGUCGUUCGUUGCCUAGCGAGGUUUCUGAGGUGAUAACGCGGCUGUUGGUGUUGCGUUUGUUUGCUUAUGGGUUUGCUUCUAGCCAGCAGAUGGUGCCGCAUAUGUUGAGUAAGGAGGCGCUGGCGCCGACGAAAUCUCCAGUAUCGAACCGGCUCAUCAGCUGCACAGAAGAAAGCGUUUAUCUCUUUCCUCGUGAUGCAGUUCUCUUCAUGAAAACGCAGCUCUGCAUGUCUAAGCACUGGGAAACACCGCUCGAUGGCGGCAGCCACAUAGACCACCCAAAGGCACCAUGCCGCUGCAGCAGCGUGCGCCACGUCGCCGGCGCGUGGCAGUUCUCGGGAAUAUCCCUCUCCCGUUUUGUGAAUUACUGGAGGAACCACGGGAGAGCCGCGCUGCUCGAUGUGCCGGCAUCGGCGCUCUCAUACUUUGCGCAGCACGACCGGCCCGUGCCGACGAACGGGCUGGAGAACGGCGCGAAGAGACCACGUAGACACUUGUACGACUACAUCAAGACUGCAGAAGAACGCAAGAGCCAAACACCCACCACAGCUGGUGAUACCGCCGCCAAGGAUAUGGUGCAGUCUGAACGCACUUCAGACAGUUCACACAUAGUUGCGGCCACCAGACGAGGCCUGCGUCGUGCGCGAUCCAUUCCAUCCACCAGUCACCACCUGCCAGCACAGCGACGCCGAACUGGAACUGCGGGAAUUGGCGUUGCCGCCAGAAAGAGCUGCCGAGGAACCGGCCGAAUCUCAGACGGGCCGAGGGCGGUGUACACGCCCAAAAGUUCUCGGCGUGGAGGAAAUAUACUGCACUCGAGACAGAUCGCCACGAUGAAGCAACAAAGUGGCUUGAUUGCAUGUACAGUAAGUAUAGCAGCAGCAACACUCAAGAGGCGCUCAAGACGGGAGUUCUGA
This is a messenger RNA of Eimeria mitis, 1353 nucleotides long. RefSeq lists its product as uncharacterized. Lineage: Eukaryota; Apicomplexa; Conoidasida; Eucoccidiorida; Eimeriidae. The transcript has 3 exons. The record is from RefSeq and is a predicted model, not a curated record. Bases 1 to 1353 code for a protein of 450 amino acids.